UUGGUUGAGAUGUGUUUGCGGUGAAAAUCUUGGUGAUGCAAGGCCGGGGGACGGCGAGUUCGGAGAUGAAGGGGGAAGGGUGUUAAGUCUCGCAUUUGUGUGUCCUGGGGCCGUAUGGAGUGUGAGUUCGGCCUUUUGAGUAAAAUGCAGAGUGCAGGCAAUAAAAGCGGCAGUUGGAACGCACCGAGAAGACGAAACCUUUGGAAAGGAAGCAGCUUUUGUUAAACACACUGCAUGCAGAACGGAGAAAAAAAAUCAUCUGAGAUUUUCAGCCCGGUAGGUUAGAAGGCAGAAGAAUAUCAACAAGACGCUACCGUCAACCAUAACUUCCGGACUGUCGCAUUUUUUAAUUGAGAGAGUGGUGCAUUUUUUCCCUCUCUCUUCACGAUCAAUAAACUACAGGGACUGCGAGCGAAAUAUAAGCAGGAGGGGGGGGGGGGGGGGGGGGGGGGGAAGAAAAGCUGCAAAGGAGAGCGGUGCACGCAACAGCUCCGAGCUUCAAGGCUUUGUGGAGGUUCCUCCCCGCGUCCCUGGAGCGUGAGCCGUGAGACAAUAGAAGCUCUGAAAUUGACCCUGAAAUCUCAUUGAGGGGGCGCUUGUCACUCGCCCGAAUUCCUUCUCGACCCACCAGUGCUUUUAUUUUGCAAAUCCUCCCUUUGCAUUCAAGGCGCGCACACACACACAAACACACGCGGAUUUUUUCCUUUAAACUGUAUAGAUCUCAGAAGGGACAUGGCUGUUGCGGGAGGGUUAUUCCACCACGGGAUACCACCACUCGACCACGGCAUCCAGAACGAAACGCAGAUCGCCGAGCUGUGCAGGAGUCUGGAGGUGGGCACCGUUAUCACUCUGUAUUUCUCCAAGAAGUCGCAGAGACCGGAGAGGAGAACCCUUCAGGUGAAGCUGGAGACCCGGCAGAUCAUCUGGAGCAGGGGACCCGAAAAAGUGGAAGGAGAAAUUGAUAUUCGGGAAAUCAAGGAGAUUCGUGCAGGGAGGAAUUCCCGGGAUUUUGAACGGUACCAGGAUGAUGCGGCCAGACCUGAUUUAUCCCGGCCUGACUCUUCGCACUGUUUUGUCGUUCUGUAUGGGAUGGAGUUCCGGCUGAAAACUCUCAGUCUUGCAGCUACUUCGGAAGAGGAGAUGAACAUGUGGAUAACUGGUCUGAACUGGCUUUUGACGGACACUGUGAAAUCACCAACACCGCUUCAGAUAGAAAGGUGGCUAAGGAAACAGUUCUACAACAUGGAUCGCAAUCGAGAAGAUCGGGUUACAGUGAAGGAUCUGAAGAACAUGCUGUCUCAAGUCAACUACCGAGUGCCCAACAUGAAAUUUCUGCGGGAAAAAAUCACGGAUAUGGAACUACGGAGUGGAGAUGUCACAUACUGCCAGUUUGCUCAGCUUUAUCGUAGCUUGAUGUAUGACGCUCAGAAAAAUAUGGAUGUCCCUUUCUUCAAAGGUAAGUGGACAAAGAGCUGUGAAAAGCUGGAACUCAGCAAAGUCUCGCUGCAGGAUUUUCAGCAGUUUCUGCUGGAAUACCAGAAGGAACUAUGGGCGACAGAUAUCCAGCGGGUGCGAGAAUUCAUGUUCAAUUACCUCCGAGAUCCUCUUCGGGAGAUUGAGGAUCCAUUCUUCUACCUCGAUGAAUUCUUGACUUUCCUGUUUUCCAAAGAAAACUCCACCUGGGACAUGAGAUUCGAUCAGGUCUGCAUGGAAGAGAUGAGCAACCCACUGUCACAUUACUGGAUUUCAUCAUCUCAUAACACUUACCUGACAGGAGACCAGUUUUCCAGUGAAUCCUCGUUGGAAGCUUACGCUCGCUGCUUGAGAAUGGGGUGCCGAUGUAUUGAAUUGGACUGCUGGGACGGACCUGAGGGAAUGCCAGUAAUUUACCACGGCCACACACUGAUCAAAAUCAAAUUUAAUGACGUUCUGACUACAAUCAAGGAACAUGCAUUUGUGACUUCAGAGUAUCCAGUAAUCCUGUCCAUUGAAGACCACUGCAGUAUCUCUCAACAGCGAAAUAUGGCUGUUACUUUCAAGAAGGUUUUUGGUGACAUGCUGCUGACCAAACCCGUUGACAUCACUGCGGAUGGACUCCCGUCACCCAAUCAGCUUAGGAGGAAAUUCCUGAUUAAGCACAAAAAACUAGCCGAGGGCAGUGCUUACGAGGAAGUCUCGACCUCCACGUACUCAGAGAAUGAUAUCAGCAACUCAAUAAAGAAUGGGAUCUUGUACCUCGAGGAUCCAAUCAAUCACGAAUGGAAUCCGCAUUUCUUCGUCCUCACAAGCCACAAGAUUUAUUACUCAGAGGAGACUUCGGUAAAUCAGGCCAAUGAAGAUGAGGAAGAACAGAGGGAGCCCAGUGUUGGCACUGACCUUCACGUGACGGAGAAGUGGUUCCACGGGAAGCUCGGAGCAGGACGCGACGGACGACAGAUUGCAGAAAGGCUGCUCACAGAGUACUGCAUUGAAACCGCAGCGCCCAAUGGCUCCUUCCUAGUGCGUGAGAGUGAGACGUUUGUGGGAGACUAUACACUCUCAUUUUGGCGCUUUGGAAAGGUGCAGCACUGCAGGAUCCAUUCCCGUCAGGAAGCAGGCAGCCCCAAGUUCUACCUGACAGACAACUUGGUGUUCGACAGCCUGUAUGCCUUGAUUUCACACUAUCAGAAGCAGCCGCUUCGCUGCAACGAGUUCGAAAUGCGUCUAACGGAACCAGUACCUCAGACUAAUGCCCAUGAAAGCAAAGAGUGGUACCAUGCCAACCUCACACGGUCCCAGGCUGAACACAUGCUGAUGAGGGUACCUCGGGAUGGCGCCUUCCUUGUUCGGAAAAGGAAUGAGCCCAACUCCUAUGCCAUCUCAUUCCGAGCAGAAGGAAAGAUUAAACAUUGCCGUGUGCAGCAAGAAGGCCAGUUAGUCAGCCUGGGGAGCUCGGAAUUUGAAAGCCUUGUUGACUUAGUAAGCUACCACGAGAAGAAUCCAUUAUAUAGGAAGAUGAAACUCCGCUACCAUAAUGCAGAAGCCUUGGAAAAAAUUGGCACGGCGGAGCCAGAUUACGGUGCCCUCUAUGAAGGACGGCAGUCGGGGUUUUACGUGGGCAAUCAGAUGCCAACAUUUAAGUGCACAGUGAAAGCAAUGUACGACUACAAGGCGCAGCGGGACGACGAGCUGUCCCUUCUGCAAACGCCAUCAUACAGGAACGUGGACAAGCAGGAUGGGGGAUGGUGGAAAGGUGACUAUGGAGGUAAACGGCAGCUUUGGUUCCCUGCUAAUUACGUGGAAGAGAUAAUGAGUCCCCUGACUGAGAACAGUCCUCUUGGAGACUUGCUGAGAGGUGUUGUGGAUGUACCUUCCUGUCAGAUUGCGGUUCACCCAGAUGGGAAAGGCAGUCGUCGGUACGUUUUCAAAAUAAACGCGAACUCGUUUGCCUGCACGGGCGGAACGAUGGACUUGGCAGCAGAAUCACUGGAAGAUCUGAAUGACUGGGUGACCAAGAUCCAGGACGCAGCUCGGAAUGCAGGCGCCAGGAAGGAAGAAGGCAAGAUGAUGGAGCGCAGGAAGAAGAUUGCACUGGAGCUCUCUGACCUGGUUGUGUACUGCAGACCUGUUCCCUUUGACGAAGAUAAGAUUGGGAGUGACCGAGCCUGCUACAGAGACAUGUCGUCAUUUCCGGAGACCAAGGCCGAGAAGUACGUGAACAGAGUCAAGGGGAAGAAAUUCCUGCAGUAUAAUCGCCUGCAGCUGAGUCGCAUCUAUCCUAAAGGGCAGCGUCUUGACUCAUCCAACUAUGACCCCCUGCCCAUGUGGAUCUGUGGUAGCCAGCUAGUGGCCUUGAACUUCCAGACACCAGACAAACCCAUGCAGAUGAAUCAGUCCUUGUUUGCAUUGAGUGGAAAGUGUGGGUAUGUACUGCAGCCCUCCAUUAUGAGGGACGAGCAAUUUGACCCCUUUGACAAGCACUCACUGAGAUCAACAGAGAUGCUCAGCAUGCAGCUACAGGUCCUGGGGGCUCGUCACCUUCCUAAGAAUGGGAGAGGGAUAACCUGCCCGUUUGUCGAGGUCGAGGUCUGUGGAGCCGAAUACGACAACUGCAAAUACAAGACUGAGAUUGUAGCGGUGAAUGGACUAAAUCCCACAUGGACAGCCAAACCAUUUUCUAUCAACAUCAAUAACCCCGAAUUCAGCUUCUUGCGCUUCGUUGUUUAUGAAGAGGACGUCUUCAGCGACCAGAACUUCCUCGCAGAGGCGACCUUCCCUGUUAAAGCCAUUAGGGCAGGCUAUCGAUCGGUGCCUUUGAAGAACAACUACAGCGAGGACCUCGAAUUGGCGGCAUUGUUGAUUCACCUGGAGAUCUUGGAGUCCACGAUAAAGGAGAACGGCGACGCUGUUCUGUCCGUGACAAACCCAUCGCUGCGGGAUCGUGGCGCUGACCGUUCUAACCAGGGGCAGGGCUACAGGGGCCGAGAGGGGUCGUUCGACGCCCGGUACCAGCAGGACGACUUGAGGCUUUUCCAGGAACAGCACGCGGAGCAGGCCGAAACCAGAGAGCGGAGAUUGUUGAGGAGGACUAGGAUAAGCGGAGACAACAGAUGAAACCUGCCGGAUGCAGACCGCAUGGAUGCCCUGUCAGUUCUAGGGAUGUGGACUGCUGCAAUUUGGUUUCUAUGGAAACUCUUGCUCGGGCCUAUUUCAGGCAGCUUCUUCAGUACAAGUCAUAGCCCUUGUGUUCACAGGAAAGUACAUUUUAACUUCAGAACAAGUGACUUUUAUUUUAACGUGUUGUCAAAAUGUAGUUUUAAUGGGAUGAAAAAGAGAACAUUUACAUCAGCAGAGAUUGGAAGUAUUCACCGUUGCAUUUUUGAAAUGUGUGACCAAGUCAGUAUUUCAUGAGCCUCUGCUUAUUAAACUGUGAGAAUUGUUCUUACUUAAAGAACAGAGCAAAUAUACAGUGUGCCUGUGCUAGUUUCUUGUAAUAUAAUGGUAAGGGUACCUUUUACCCAGAGGCAUAACAAGCCGUGAAGUAGA
Molecule: messenger RNA, 5025 nt
Organism: Pristis pectinata (smalltooth sawfish)
Lineage: Eukaryota; Metazoa; Chordata; Chondrichthyes; Rhinopristiformes; Pristidae
Gene: plcg1
Product: phospholipase C, gamma 1
Biological process (GO): positive regulation of epithelial cell migration; phospholipid catabolic process; phosphatidylinositol-mediated signaling
Molecular function (GO): protein binding; phosphatidylinositol-4,5-bisphosphate phospholipase C activity
Source: RefSeq, a predicted model, not a curated record